UCAUGGGGCCCCCGGGCAAUAGGGGAUCAUGGGGCCCCUGUGUCCUUGCCCAAACUCAAAAAAUCCUAUGAAAAAGGUACCAGGGGCAUCUCAUGGGGCUCCCUACUGACCCCGGGCCCUCGGGCAGUGCCCGAGAUUCCAAAUGGUCAGUCCGCCCCUGGUAUUUACCAAGCAUUAGAGGAUAAGGCAAGUAGUUAAUUCAAACUGCAAACAUGACAGUAUAACCAUACAGGGUAUAAUGAGAAAAGACUAAAGCAAUCAAAAAGUCUUUAAUUAGUAUGCAGAUGUGAACAGAAGGCAUUCACAUGCCUUAUUUCAUCACCUAUCCCAAGGAGAAGU
This is a messenger RNA of Staurois parvus, 339 nucleotides long. NCBI's taxonomy places the organism in Eukaryota, Metazoa, Chordata, Amphibia, Anura, Ranidae. The record is from the annotation of a GenBank genome assembly.